CUAAAAGAUGCUGCGGCUGACAAUGAGAGGCUAUGGCAGAUAUUUAUAACUUGCAACACCUCCAAAACAAUUGACAUCAUAGAGUUGCGUUCCGGGAUUCUAAUUUUCUCCUUAUAGGACAAUCCUUGAUUUAAGGUUCCACAGAAAGUUUGGGCACUUGAUGGAUAUUACAACAAAAAAGCGAAAAGCCGACGAGCUUGGCAUCGACGCUCAUGAAGACGAGCGACGACAACAACACUUUAAAUUUGAACAAAACGGCUAUACCAACGAUGCUAAGGACGAAUCGGGUAGACUAAAAACAACGACGACUGCAGACGAGAAUCAUCAACAACAGCAACCGGCAUCGGUGGUACCAUUUGACCGACUCAUUGUUUUCCAUGUGGAAGCUACAUGCGACGAGAAUUUAACCAAUCCUGCUGCCAUUCAAGUGACCAAGGAAAAUUCAGAAAUCAUUGACUUGUCGUUUGUUGUCCUCGAUACAAGCACCAUGCAGGUUGUUCACGAAGAAAAGAUCGCCGUACGACCUGAACGCACACCCUUGACGAAUUUUUGCACAGCAAUUACCAACAUUACAUGGGACCAGCUAAGUUCAGCAGGAACGUUUAAAGACGCCAUACGCAAAUUCGAUCAAUACGUCCAAGAGGAAAUUUUAUCGCGCGACAUGACGUUUUGUUUUGUGACGCAUGGUGGUUGGAUUUUACGGAUACAAAUGGCCCGCGAGGCUAUGGACAAAAACUUGGAAUUACCAGAAUACCUAUCCAUGUAUCAAAUGUUUGAUCUCAAGCAAGAAGUCCAGCGAUGGCAAAUGCAACAUCAUCCAGAAAUCAGUCUACGCACGACCUCUUUGACAGACCUAUGCGAAGCAUUUCACAUUGAACGAGGAUCUGCUGCUGACGUUGGACUCGAUUCCGCAUUGACGGUUGCCAAAGUUGUCCGUCAUCUGACCAGUUUUCGCCAUCCAGACGUGUUUACAAAACCAAUCCAUUUCGGUGCUGAUCUACAACGGUUCAAGAACGAAGAAUCCAAGGUUGUGCGGUUGGCUGGUUUACCCUAUGAAUUGACGCAAGGUGAAUUGGAAGCAUGGUUCUCAUCGAACGGACUCAGACCGGCAACGACGUGGAUGAUUCAGACAACAGAACACUCCAAGCCGAGCUUGUCUGGGUUUGUUCUGUUUCAAUCCCAUGAUGAGGCAUUGCGUGCUUUGAGGCUGAACGGCCGAUGUCUUGGCGACCGGCCCAUUGAAGUGGCGCCUAGUAACGAAUGUGUCAUUGAACAAGCGGCAGGUCUAUUGACACCAUUUCCUGUGCAAGCCAACAAUCGACGGCUUCGUCCUGGUGAUUGGAUGUGUCCAAACUGCUCGUUUCACAACUUUGCAUCCAGACGUAACUGUUUCAAAUGCAACGCUGAAAGUCCUCAUAACAACAGUACCAAUAAUAAUGGCGGAUCAUCAUCAACAAAGACAACAGCUACUCCAGGAGGAAAAGCAUCCAACUUUACACCAGGCGACUGGCUAUGUCCAAAUACCACAUGCCAAUUUCACAAUUAUUCAUCACGGUAUCAGUGCUGGAAAUGUGGCACGGAUCGUCCAACAGCAACAGCAGCAGCAUCGUCAGGGGCAGCAAAUGACAAAACAAAUGAUAGCACAUCGACACCAACUACACCAACAGGUCCAGCCGCUGGUACUGCUGGGGUUGUUCCUGGCAACACUCCUAUUGCACCUGUCACACAUCCUACUCCCAUUGUCCCAUCUCGACAUUCUGUCCGACCGGGCGACUGGUUCUGCCCAAAUUCAGAAUGUUGCUUCCAAAACUUUGCGUCACGAACAGCAUGCUAUCGCUGUCAUACACCGAAUCCGCAUACUCCCUCUUACCCACAACAGUCUUACAAUUAUACCGAUCCAACGGGCGCCACGGCUGUAGGUGGUGCUACUGGCACACCUUCACCAUAUCCUUCGGCCCAGUACCGAGCUGGUGAUUGGAUCUGCACUGCGUGUAGUACGCACAAUUUUGCCAGCAGACAACAAUGUCUUUUUUGCAGUGCUGGAAGGACAAGCAUGUCUCCAAGUGCCAUGCCAACUGGUAUCUCUACUUCUGUAAAACCUGGCGACUGGAUCUGUCAAAGCGAAGGAUGUGGUUUCCACAAUUUUGCGAAAAGAACACAUUGCGCACGCUGCGGGGCACCCUCUGAUCCAUCCAUGGCAAUAGCUAUGGAUUCUUGGUGUUAAUAAAUAAAUGUGAUAACUUAUGCUGUAGCAUGGCUUGAUACCGCAGCAGCUGCUUGAUUUUAUUUCCAGCAGUAGCUAGUAGUAGUUGUAAUUGCAUGGAAAUAUGAACAAGAACAAUAGUAUUACGAUAUCCG
Molecule: messenger RNA, 2358 nt
Organism: Zychaea mexicana
Lineage: Eukaryota; Fungi; Mucoromycota; Mucoromycetes; Mucorales; Lichtheimiaceae
Exons: 7
Coding region: 161-2224 (687 amino acids)
Molecular function (GO): RNA binding; 3'-5'-RNA exonuclease activity
Source: RefSeq, a predicted model, not a curated record